AUGGCUGCCGAAACCUACUCCGGGCUUGCCGACUACGUCAAGAACCUCGCGAGAGCCCACGACCCCGCCCGCGAUGCCUCGUUCAAGGCCCAGAUAGCCGCCAAUGGUGCAAAGGCCACGGCCAACGCCAUCGCCCUGCCCGGCCCCGACUGCGCUGAAAAGGCCCAGCUUGAGCAGGAGAUCGCCGCUUUGUGCGCGCGCAUCGACUUCCUCGAGCACAAGAGCAACGUCGUCGUUAACCAGGACGCCUUCCCCAUCACACCUGCCGGCGAGCCUCCCGAGGAGGGCCUGGUCUACGCAACCUCAGGGCCCUUUGGCAAGCCCAGCGCACCCUAUGACCGCCGCAGCUCCACCAAGGAGCAGCGAGCCCUCUGGGUCAGCAACUGGCUCGCGGCCAAAGAGUCCAACGGCGACCACCCCCAGGAGCCUGCCGCUGCCCUCACCGAGGAGCAGCUCAACUACCUGCGCGACCACCUGAACAAGCAGGCCGACCAGAUCAAGAAUCAGCGCGAGCACAUCGACAACCUGAGCGCCGAAGUCAACAAGCAGCUGAACAACCAGAACAUGGUCUUUGAGCACGGCAUCGAGGAUAUCGGUGCCCUGAAGCGCGAGCUCGGCAAGCACCAGCAGGCCAACCUGGCUUUCCAGAAGGCUCUGCGUGAAAUCGGCGCCAUCGUGACAGCAGUCGCUAUGGGCGACCUCAGCAAGAAGGUUUUGAUCCACGCUAAGGAAAUGGACCCCGAAAUCACUCUGUUCAAGCGCACAAUCAACACCAUGGUGGACCAGCUGCAAGAGUUUGCCAGCCAAGUCACCUUUUUGGCCCGAGAAGUCGGUACCGAAGGCAGACUCGGUGGUCAGGCAAACCUUCCCGGGGUGGAUGGUAUCUGGGCUGAGCUGACCGACUCCGUCAACGACAUGGCUAAGAACCUUACCGAGCAAGUGCGAGAAAUCGCCGUCGUUACAACCGCUGUCGCCCACGGCGACUUGAGCAGAAAGAUCGAGCGUCCAGCGAGGGGAGAGAUCCUCCAGCUGCAACAAACAAUCAACACCAUGGUGGACCAACUGCAAUCAUUUGCGACCGAGGUCACAAAGGUGGCUAGAGAUGUCGGUACCGAAGGCAAGCUCGGCGGUCAGGCUGAGAUCGCCGGUGUUAAGGGCAUGUGGAACGAGCUGACCGUCAACGUGAACGCCAUGGCGCAGAACCUGACAACCCAGGUGCGAGACAUCGCUCAGGUAACAACUGCUGUCGCCCAGGGCAACCUCACUCGGAAGGUCGAGGCCGAGUGCAAGGGCGAGAUUCUGGAACUCAAGUUGACGAUCAAUCGCAUGGUCGACCAACUGCAACAGUUCGCACACGAAGUCACCAAGAUUGCGAGAGAAGUCGGAUCCGAAGGCAGACUCGGCGGCCAAGCUACCGUCCACGGAGUCGAAGGAACCUGGAAAGAUCUCACCGAGAAUGUCAACGGUAUGGCGAUGAACCUGACGACACAAGUACGAGAGAUUGCCGAAGUCACAACAGCUGUAGCCAGAGGAGAUCUUAGUCGAAAGGUCAAGGCUGAAGUCCAGGGUGAGAUUCUGUCUCUGAAGAUCACCAUCAACACCAUGGUGGACCGCCUGAAUACGUUUGCCCAGGAAGUCAGCAAGGUUGCUCGCGAAGUCGGAACCGACGGUAUCCUAGGCGGACAAGCACAGGUCGACAAUGUGGAAGGCAAAUGGAAGGACCUUACGAACAACGUCAACACCAUGGCGCAGAACCUGACAUUGCAGGUACGAAGUAUCUCGGAAGUCACACAGGCUAUUGCCAAGGGAGAUAUGAGCAGGAGAGUGCAUGUGGAUGCUGAGGGAGAAAUCCGACUGUUGAAGGACACCAUCAACGACAUGGUCAUGAGACUCGAUGAGUGGUCGCUCGCUGUGAAGCGUGUGGCCCGCGAUGUCGGCGUCGAUGGAAAGAUGGGUGGCCAAGCAGAUAUCCGGGACAUUGAUGGACGAUGGAAGGAGAUCACGACCGACGUCAACACCAUGGCCCAGAAUUUGACCUCGCAAGUGCGCGCCUUCGGCGACAUCACAAACGCUGCCAUGGAGGGCAAGUUUACCCAGAUCACAGUUGAGGCGUCCGGUGAGAUGGACGAGCUGAAGAGGAAAAUCAACCAGAUGGUGUCCAGUCUACGCGAGUCCAUCCAGAGGAAUACAGCGGCCAGGGAGGCAGCCGAGUUGGCCAACAAGACCAAGUCAGAAUUUCUGGCCAACAUGUCUCACGAGAUCCGAACGCCCAUGAACGGUAUCAUUGGUAUGACGCAGCUUACGCUAGAUACCGACCUCACGCACGCACAGCGGGAGAUGUUGACGAUCGUGCACAACUUGGCUGGCCAGCUCUUGACCAUCAUCGACGACAUCCUCGAUAUCUCCAAGAUCGAGGCGAACCGGAUGGUCAUGGAAGAGAUUCCAUUCUCAAUUCGCGGCACAAUCUUCAACGCGCUCAAGUCGUUGGCUUCAAGGGCCAACGAGCGCAAGCUGAACCUCGCGUACGACGUCUCCUUCAGAGUGCCCGACUACGUGGUUGGCGAUUCUUUCAGGUUAAGGCAGAUCAUCUUGAACCUUGUCGGCAACGCUAUCAAGUUUACCGAGCGCGGAGAAGUCAAGGUGGCCAUUAGCAUGGCGCAAGAGCAAGAGUGUGGCCCGGAUCAGUAUGUCUUCCAGUUCGCUGUUUCCGAUACAGGCAUAGGUAUCCGCGGCGACAAGCUCAACCUGAUCUUCGACACCUUCCAGCAGGCCGACGGUUCAACGACCAGGAAGUUUGGUGGCACAGGUCUUGGUCUAUCCAUCUCCAAGCGCCUGGUAACGCUCAUGGGUGGCCGUAUGUGGGUCGAGUCCGACUUUGGCAAGGGCAGUGUCUUCUACUUCACAUGCAGAGUCCGUCUCGGAGCUCCCGACAUCAGCGCUAUCCAGCCCAACCUCCGGGCGUACAACGGUCACACGGUCAUCUUCAUCGAUCAGGGCCACACCAACUUCUCCGAAGAAGUAGUUCAACAUCUCAAGACCCUCAAGCUUGUUCCCAUGGUCGUCAGCUCGGUCGAAGAGGUGCCAGCAUCGGACAAGAGGACUAACACUGCUUAUGAUUGCGUCAUUGUCGACAACGACGCCACGGCACGGGAGCUGAGGGGCGCAGACCGUUUCAAGUACAUCCCGCUUGUCAUGCUCACUCCCAGAGUGGCGAUAAGCCUCAGGUCUGCUCUGGAGAAUGGUAUCUCGAGCUACAUGACCACACCGUGUCUCCCGAUCGACUUGGGCAAUGCACUCAUCCCGGCUCUGGAUGGACGCGCUGCGCCCUUGGUGUCUGAUCACUCAAAGUCCUUCAACAUCCUGCUCGCUGAAGACAACGCUGUCAACCAGAAGCUUGCCGUUCGCAUUCUGGAGAAGUACCACCACAGGGUCACUGUAGCAAACAACGGUCUGGAAGCAUUCGAGCACAUCCAGAAGAAGCGCUACGACUGCGUUCUGAUGGACGUGCAGAUGCCUGUUAUGGGUGGUUUCGAAGCUACAGCGAAGAUCCGCGAGUGGGAGCGCGAGAACGGCAUCCCAUCAACAGCCAUCAUCGCCCUCACUGCUCACGCCAUGGUUGGCGACCGUGAGAAGUGUCUCGCGGCGCAGAUGGACGACUACCUCUCCAAACCCCUCCGCCAAAACCAACUCAUCCAAACCAUCCUCCGCUGCGCAACAAUGGGUGGCGGUCUGUACGACGCGUCGCAUUCCAAAGACAACCUCUCUCCCCCCACACUCGGUCAACUAGGAACGUCUCCCAACGCCACUCCACGAGCAACACCCUCGAAACGCCCACAGCUCGAAGCCCGCGGCUUUACAGAACGCGGUCCGGCAGAAGUUGCGAGCCCAAAGCUCCUCGCUGCCGACCAGACGGAUGAGUCUGUUCAAGGGGUACUAUUGAGGUCCUUGUCUGACAUGCAUUGAACGAGGCUGAUGAGUGGCAGUUGCUCCUGAGAAGCCAUAGUAGCUGA
This is a messenger RNA of Ascochyta rabiei, 4010 nucleotides long. RefSeq names its product Histidine kinase. The transcript has 4 exons. Gene Ontology annotation, molecular function: phosphorelay sensor kinase activity. Gene Ontology annotation, biological process: phosphorelay signal transduction system; cellular hyperosmotic response; phosphorylation. NCBI's taxonomy places the organism in Eukaryota, Fungi, Ascomycota, Dothideomycetes, Pleosporales, Didymellaceae. The record is from RefSeq and is a predicted model, not a curated record. Bases 1 to 3963 code for a protein of 1320 amino acids. Gene Ontology annotation, cellular component: membrane.